AUGAACAACCAUCCGACAUCUCCGCCUGGCAAGAUGACGCUGCCGCCACGAGCCCCCCAUCCUUCGGUGCCAGUGCCCCGCACCGACCACCCAUCCCGACGCCACAGUGGCGCCGCAUCUAGUACCUCCACCAAGGGAAUGUCAACGUAUUCACCAUCUUCUCGGGAAAGCAUUCGCCACCGCCGCAAGAUGAACAAGAGAAGGCUUCGCGCAGAGCAAGCCGCUCGCACACAACGACUUAGCAGCGAAGUAGCGGCGUUGCAAGGGGACAUCCGCCACCUGCAGAUGCACCUGCUGUCCGUUGAAAAGCAAACGUCGUCUGCACCUGCGGUUGCUGUCCCCAUAGCUCGUUUCGGCGAAACGUUCAAUCAUCUCCCCACCGUGGCCGAGUCGAUUUCGUUCACACCGCUGGUAGCGACCGUCCAGGACGAGGCGACGGCGGAGGCCCAAUUGAGGCACUUUGUGCAUCGGUUUCAACACGGGUGGACUCCGGAGGCGUCGGCCGACCUCGACCACAUCGUUGAUGGCAACGUCGAGGUGGUGGACCACCUAGGAGCUAGUGUCACUACCAGCUAUGAGCAAGUUGCUGGCGAGCCAAUCACGGGGGUACGGCGCCUCGAGGCCACAUGGAGACGUUUCUGCGACACGUUUCAUGGCUUUCACAUGGGGCUGCAGCAACUCGUGUCGCUCGAGCCGCCGCGGGAAUGGCUGCUCUUGAUCACGUUGACGUUGCAAUUGACGAAUGAGACCCUCGCGCUGCACUACCCUCAUGUGGUUCAAACGGCAAAGUCCACCGGAGGGGCCAAGGCAAUCGAGAUCGCAGCCAAGCUGACGGCGUCGCCCCUGCGCCUCGACGUCCAGUGCCACGUGUGGCUGGAUGGACAUUUCAAGAUUGUAAAAGUCCACACCGUCGUGGGGUGGGCGGCGGCUCUGUUGGCAUGUCUGGGCGACCCCGAUGAUGUCGUGUGGGUGCUGACUUCGCCUUGCCCGGUUUACAACUUUCCCCAAGGCGAGUUUUGA
Messenger RNA from Aphanomyces astaci, 1020 nucleotides. RefSeq lists its product as hypothetical. The record is from RefSeq and is a predicted model, not a curated record. Lineage: Eukaryota; Oomycota; Saprolegniomycetes; Saprolegniales; Verrucalvaceae. The transcript has a single exon. Bases 1 to 1020 code for a protein of 339 amino acids.